AUGCCCGCCGAGUUCCUUGCCAAGAACCCUCCCCCGCUCUGGCUCACUCUCUACCACAUUGUCACCCGCCUCCCUGACUCUCUGCGUGCAGUCAGGGAUUCCUUCCUAGCUCGCUGCCCUACUGAGCUCACCAUUGCCCUCCUCGAGAAGGAACUGCUUGCAGCUGAGGCUAGCAUAGUCGCUGUAGGUGCCUCUCGUGGUGACCCCCGCACCCCGUUCUUUGAGGGGUGUUCUCCUUCCCCCCUUCUUCCCUCUGUCGCCUCUGCUGCUGCUGUCGACCUCCUUGGUGCUGAGAAGGUCGGGACUGCGUCUGCUUCGAGCGGACGCCGCAGCGGCAAGGGCAAAGGGGGCAAGGGAGGCGGAGGUGACGGUGGGGGAGGAGGUGGUGGGGGCGGUGGCGGCGGUGGGGGUGGUGGCGGGGCUGGAGGGGCGAGUGGCGGCGGUGGAGGUGGUGGCGGCAGUGGCGGGGGAGGUGGAAGGGGCGGGGGCGGUGGUGGGGGUGGCGGUGGACGCGGCGGCGGCAGGGGUUGGGGUGGUCGAGGAGGUGGGGGCGGAGGUGGUGGUCGUGGAGGCGCUGGCGGCGGUUCGAGCCAGCAGCACACUCCGUCGCCCCAGGAGGUCCGUGAGUGGUACGCUCAGCACGGAAGGGGGGGGGGGGGGGGGGGUGGCUUUAGCCAGUGCACUUACGUCAUUCGCACUGGUGACCGCACUGGUCAGCCGUGUGGGGGACCGCACGCCACGCAGCGCUGCUUCGCUCGCCUCAACGACGCUUGGCGUGUUCAGUUCCCUCAGGCCACUGAGCUGCCCCGCUGGGUUGAUCUCCUGAAGAAGGGGAUUGAUAUCUAUGCUCUAGACUUUGAUGCUAUUCUCACUGCCAUGUAUGUGAUGUCUACUAGUGGAGAGGGUGCUGAGUACCUGUGUGUUCCGCCCGACCCGGGCAUUAGGGCUAGUGCGUCUGCCGCUUCAGGUACUCGCGUGUCUGCUACCCCAGGUGCUGGUGCGGCUGCUGCUCUAGGUGCUUGUGCGUCUGCGCCCCCUGGUACUGAGUCGACGGAGGCACUAGACACCUUCACACUGGACUCUGGUGCUUCUCGCUGUUUCUUUCGUGACCGCACUGUCCUUGAGCCACUUGCUCGGCCAGUUGCUGUCUCCCUCGCUGACCCCUCUGGGGGCCCGGUCGUUGCGACCUCCUCCACUGUCCUUCCCUGUCCUGCGGUCCCGUCAGGCACACUGUCCGGUCUCCACCUCCCCUCGUUCUCUACGAACCUGGUGGCAGGGUGUGCGCUCCAGGACGCGGGUGUUCACCAGUUCACCCCUGCCUACGAGCGCGUGACACACUGCACGUGUGCUCGUACGGGCCGCCACUUGGCUACCUUCACUAGGCAGCCGGGGUCGGACCUGUACACACUCACCACUGAGUCCCCUCAGGUAGCUGCGUCUACGUCUGCGUCAGGUCAGCUGUCCGCCCCCUGCUCGUGUCGCUCUCUGGCGCACGAGACUGUCCUCUGGCACCACCGACUUGGCCACCCGUCUGUGCAGCGCCUUCGUGCCAUGCACUCCCGGUACCUUGUCUCUGGUCUUCCCAGGGUUCUCCCUCCCCUCCCACCCUCACCUGCUCCUCCCUGUCUUCCCUGUGUCGAGGGGCGGCAGCGCGCCGCUCCUCACUCCUCCUCGUUUCCCCCGACGACUGCUCCCUUGCAGACGCUCCACAUGGACGUGUGGGGCCCAGCCCGCGUUCGUGGUCAGGGUCAGGAGAGGUACUUCCUGAUAGUUGUUGACGACUACUCGCGCUACACCACGGUCUUCCCCUUGCGCACCAAGGGUGAGGUCCCUGAUGUUUUGAUCCCUUGGAUCCGCAGAGCUCGUCUCCAGCUCAGCGAGCGUUUCCACUCGGACUUUCUUGUCCUGCGCUUGCACUCUGACAGAGGCGGUGAGUUCUCCUCCGACCUCUUGGCAGCCUACUGUGCUGAGCACGGCAUUGAGCAGUCGUUCACGCUUCCGGCCUCUCCACAGCAUAAUGGGGUUGCGGAGCGCCGCAUUGGCCUAGUCAUGGAGGUCGCUCGUACCUCCCUGAUCCAUGCGGCUGCCCCCCACUUUCUGUGGCCGUUUGCGGUCCAGUACGCUGCGCAUCAGCUCAACCUCUGGCCCCGUGUCUCCAUGCCGGAGACCUCGCCCACACUGCUGUGGACGGGGGAGGUUGGCAAUGCGUCGCGUUUCCGGGUCUGGGGAUCUCGAGCUUUUGUCCGCGAUACGUCCACGGACAAGCUCUCCUCCCGCGCUGUUCCCUGCGUCUUCCUUGGCUUUGUCCCUGACGCGUCUGGUUGGCAGUUUUACCACGCCACCUCGCGCCGGGUCCUCCCCUCUCAGGACGUCACUUUUGACGAGUCCGUCCCCUACUACCGCCUCUUCCCCUACCGCACUGCCCCGCUCCCCCCCCCGCCUCUCUUCCUCGCACCAGGUGCUGCUGUGGUAGACCCCCUCCCCCCUCAGGGUGCCGCUCCCUCAGGUGUGUCCCAGGUAGACCCGGUUGAGCCUGUUGAGGUAGCUGUUGACUCUCGCCCUGCUGCGGGUGCGGGACCUGGGGGUGCUGCGUCUGGGGGUGCUGAGCCUGGGGGUGCUGAGUCUGAGGGUGCUGAGCCUGGGGGUGCUAAGCCUGGGGGUGCUGAGCCUGGGGGUGCUGAGCCUGGGGGUGCUGAGCCUGGGAGUGCUGAGCCUGAGGGUACUGAGCCUGGGGGUGCUGAGCCUGGGGGUGCUGAGACGCGGAGUCCGGUGUCUGGGGGUUCUGAGUCUGGGGGUGCUGAGCCUGGGAGUCCUACACCUGGAGGAGCUCUCUCCUCGGAGCAGCUGCGUGAGUGGUACUCAGAGUACUGCAGCCUCAGGAGAGGUGCCUCUGGAGCCCGGGGCUCUACUGGGACAGGUGCUGGUGCUUUCCCCCCUCAGCGGGAGCUGCCCUCUCUUGAGCGGAUCCGUGAGUGGUACGAGCGGCGCUGCACUCUCCGAAGUGGCGCACCUGGUGUCGUGGACCCUGGAGCUGCUGGAGGUGCUGCUGCUGGUGCUGCGGACCCUGGCGUUGGAGCUGCUGCUGGUGCUGCGGACCCUGGAGUUCGAGCUGCUGCUGGUGCCACGGACCCUGACGUUGGAGCUGCUGCUGGUGCUGCGGACCCGGGCGUUGGCGCUGCUGCUGGUGCUGCGGACCCUGGAGUUGGAGCUGCUGCUGGUGCUGCGGACCCUGACGCUGGAUCUGCUGCUAGUGCUGCGGACCCUGGAGUUGGAGCUGCUGCUGGUGCUGCGGACCCUGGGGUUGGAGCUGCUGCCGGUGCUGCGGACCCUGCCGUUGGAGCUACUGCUGGUGCUGCGGACCCUGGAGUUGGAGCUGCUGCUGGUGCUGCGGACCCUGACGUUGGAGCUGCUGCUGGUGGCGCUGCGCGGCCCCGGCCGUACUUCGUUCCGCUCCUUCAGCAGGUUCUUGGUCAGCCUCCUCCUCCUUGUCCUGCUCCCUCCUUAGAGUGUCCACCGCCUGUCCAGUCACAGUCACAGUUACCGCCUGCCUCGCCGCUCCCUGGUCCUUCUCCUUACACUGGUCCCACAGGAGGUCUUACGGAGCGUCGUGAGCCUGAGUCUCGUCCUGCGUCGCCUGUUCGUGCUGCUCGCACUGGUCGUCGUGUCCCGCGUGAGCGUCCUCCUCCUGUCCCUGGCACUCACUACAUGACUCUGCGUCCCUCCACUGCUCCUCAGCGUGUCCCUUUGCCGUCUCCUCCUGCGUCCUCUCUUCCUACUCUUUCUGACCCGGAGUCUGACUCCCUUCGUGCUGCCCGUCCUACUGUCACGCGUCUACUCGCUACUGUUGUCACUGACCCUGCCUUUGAGUCCUCUGCUGCGUCUGCUCUCGUCGCUGAGUUAGUUGACUUUGCUGCCGCUUGUCGUCUAGACUACGCCGCUAGCCUAGUUGCUGAGUCUGAGUCAGUCUGUCCUCCGUCCGUCGGGGGUGAGUGUGCUCUUGGCACAGACGUCCUUGAGGACAGGCAGGAGGAGUUCCAGUGCUUUGCUGCUGCUUUGCCUCAUCUCGUGUCCUUGCUAGUUGCCCCUGAGGGAGACCCGGAUGCACCAGACAUCCCGACCCCGCGCUCUUACGCAGAGGCGAUAGCGGGUCCCUACUCCUCUCAGUGGCAGACAGCCAUGGACGCAGAGAUGGCUUCCUGGAAGUCCACAGGCACCUACGUCGACGCAGUUCCCCCACCAGGGGCGAACAUCGUCAGUGGCAUGUGGAUUUUCAGGGUGAAGCGGCCGCCGGGUUCUCCGCCUGUCUUCAAGGCGCGUUACGUGGCUCGAGGCUUCAGUCAGCGUGAGGGAGUCGACUUCUUCCAGACCUUCUCCCCCACCCCGAAGAUGACCACUCUUCGGGUGCUGCUGCACAUAGCCGCUCAGCGCGACUACGAGCUUCACUCUCUUGACUUCAGCACUGCUUUCUUGCAGGGUAGCCUGCACGAGGAGAUCUGGCUGCGCCGCCCUCCUGGCUUCACUGGGACUUUUCCUCCUGGCACCCAGUGGAGCCUCCGGCGGCCGGUCUACGGUCUCCGCCAGGCACCACGUGAGUGGCACGACACACUGAGGAUGACACUUGCGGCACUUGGGUUCGCGCCUUCUACUGCUGACCCGUCGCUGUUUCUGCGCACAGACACUUCGCUGCCGCCGUUCUACAUCCUCGUGUACGUCGACGACUUGGUCUUUGCCACUGCUGACACUCAGGCUCUCGCCCACGUGAAGUCGGAGCUGCAGAAGAGACACACGUGCACAGACCUGGGUGAACUGACAAGCUAUCUUGGCUUGCGGAUCACCCGGGACAGAGCACGGCGCACCAUUACCCUGACUCAGUCGCACAUGGUGCAGCAGGUCCUUCAGCGCUUCGGCUUCACGUACUCCUCGCCUCAGUCCACUCCUCUGCCUACCGGUCACUCGCUCUCAGCUCUGCCUUCGGAUGAGUCCGUAGAGCCGAGUGGCCCGUAUCCAGAGCUUGUGGACUGCCUCAUGUACCUGAUGACCUGCACUCGACCUGACCUUGCAUACCCUCUUAGCAUCCUUGCACGCUAUGUCGCUCCUGGCCGUCACCGGAAGGAGCACAUGGAUGCCGCUAAGAGGGUGUUGCGCUACUUGUGCAGUACGUCGGGCAUGGGGCUAGUGCUUGGAGGGCGAGACCGAGUUGUUCUCACUGGGCACUCAGACGCUUCUUGGGCGGACGACCAGGCUACUCAGCGGUUGUCUCAGGGUUACACCUUCAGCCUUGGCUCUGGUUCAGUUUCUUGGCGUUCUACACGUUCUUCUUCAGUUCUCAGCUCCAGUUGUGAGGCUGAGAUCUACGCCACAGCCAUGGCAGCCCAGGAGCUACGCUGGCUCACCUACCUGCUGACCGACUUGGGAGAGCGGCCUCGUUCUCCUCCAGUGCUGUAUGUCGACAACAAGGCUGCCAUUGCCUUGUGUCACGAGCACAGACUGGAGCACAGAACGAAGCACAUCGCUCUGCGGUACUUUCUGGCUCGUGAGCUGCAACAGCGGGGUCAGCUUUGUCUGCGUUACGUGGCCACUCAGGCCAACACUGCUGAUGUGUUCACCAAGGCGCUUCAGCCUUGUGACCAUCAGCGUUUCUGUACUCUUCUAGGCCUUGUGCCUACUGGACCUCACUUGCUUACUUCUUGA
Molecule: messenger RNA, 5691 nt
Organism: Closterium sp. Yama58-4
Lineage: Eukaryota; Viridiplantae; Streptophyta; Zygnematophyceae; Desmidiales; Closteriaceae
Source: the annotation of a GenBank genome assembly